This is a messenger RNA of Dinoponera quadriceps, 8251 nucleotides long. It is a transcript of the gene kibra, whose product is annotated as protein kibra. NCBI's taxonomy places the organism in Eukaryota, Metazoa, Arthropoda, Insecta, Hymenoptera, Formicidae. The record is from RefSeq and is a predicted model, not a curated record. The transcript is spliced from 12 exons. Gene Ontology annotation, biological process: regulation of DNA-templated transcription; regulation of hippo signaling; cell migration. Gene Ontology annotation, molecular function: molecular adaptor activity; kinase binding. The coding region runs from base 25 to 4122 and encodes 1365 amino acids. Gene Ontology annotation, cellular component: cytoplasm.
GAUGGAUCUAGAGCGCAUUGAAAUAUGCCAAGAAGACGGAAUGGGGAGAUACCGCUUCCGGAAGGGUGGGACGUCGCCCAGGACUUCGACGGGAAGGUGUACUUCAUCGAUCACAACACUCGGAAAACUACGUGGAUCGACCCCCGGGACAGGUUUACUAAGCCCCAGACGUUUGCGGAUUGUAUCGGGAACGAGCUACCACUUGGUUGGGAGGAAGCCUACGAUAAACACGUGGGCGCCUACUACAUCAAUCAUGUCAAUCAGACGACACAGCUGGAAGAUCCAAGGCAAGAAUGGCGAGCCAUUCAGGAGGCCAUGCUUCGAGAAUAUCUGCAGACCGCACAGGACGUAUUGGAGGCAAAGAAGGAGAUUUACGACAUAAAACAGCAGAGGCUUUGUCUGGCGCAGGAUGAGUACAAUCACCUCAAUAACGCCUUGUCUACCCUUGGCGCAUCGCGCACAAGUUUGUGUUCCAGCUCGAGUUCCUUGAGUACCAAAUACGACCCCGAUCUGCUUAAAUCCGACGUGGCGCUCGCCAGGAGCAGGGUCUCCCGGUUGAAGCGAGAGCUCGAGCAGAUCCGCGCGGAGAUGAACUGCACGCAGCGAGGAGUGGAUACUCUCACCAGCGUGGAGCAGAAACUGAGCGGCCACCACAGCGGUUGCUACAACAUCACGGAAGCGCAGGCGAUCAUGACCGAGCUGCGUAACAUCCAGAAGUCCCUGAGCUCCGGCGAGAAGGAGAAAGCCGAGCUGAUGCAGUCGCUGGCGCAGCUUAAGGACGAGCUGACGAGGCUGCAAUUCUGCGAGGGCAGCCCGGAGGCCAGCACGCUCAGUUUGCCGCAGGAGAAACUCAGCACGGCCUCGCAGACCGACCUGUCGGGCGAGCUCGUGCCGAUCGGCACUCGACUCGCCGAGAUGGCGCGCAUGAGGCUGCAAUACGACGAGGCGAGGAAGAGGAUUCAGCACAUACAGCAGCAGCUGGCGGACCUCGAGGAGAAGGUGAUGCCGGGCCAAACGGAGAGCGACAAGGACAAGCUGCUGCUGUUCCAGGAGAAGGAGCAGCUGCUGCGGGAACUGCGCAGCAUCACGCCGCGCACGAGGACGCAGCAGGACAUGAAGAGGAUCCAGUGCGAGAUCCGCAGGCUCGAGCAGGACCUCAACAACGCGUUCGAGCUGUCGAACAAGACCAUCACCGACCGCGUGCGGCUGCACGAAGAGAAGCAGGUCCUGCUGCAGCAGCUCAGGGACGCGCUGCGCUCGAUGGCGCUGCUGGAGGGCCAGCUGAAGACAUUGAGCGCCAGCACGCUCUCGGUCAGCAGCAGUUCCAGCCUCGGCAGCCUCAGCACCACCAGCAGCAAGGGCUCCCUCAGCUCCGGGCUGAGUUUCACGGACAUCUACGGCGGGCCGCAGUGCCUGGGCACGAGCGGCUCGCAGCAGGAGCGACCGGUCGACAUGGUGGACCUGCACAGACGAGUGGAGAGACUGCUGCGGGGUUCCGACCAACAGAACAAUCUGAUCGGCACACCGUCGCCCGGCAGAUCCCAGCCGAGUCUCUCGCCGCGCUCGAGUCUGUCCAGCGUGAGCCCGCCGGUGUCGCCGUUGUACGAGAACGCGCCGUUAGGCCCGCCGCCGACGUACGAGCAGGUCGAACUGCAGAGGCGGCACUACCAGAAGGUGACGCCCGCGGCGAUGAGCGCCGCCCAGCACCUCGAUGGAAGCCAGCUGGAGGACCGUUUGACGGAGCUCAGACUCAGUCAGCAGCAGCAGCAAGGAGUCGUGCCUCAGGAGCAGGCCUCGUGCUCCUCCAACAGCUCGCAGGAGCGUCUGAAACUCGUGGUCGGUCCUCACCCGCCCGUCGAGCUGCAGUCGAACAACAUGUCCCAGGGCAGCGGCCUCGGCAGGCCCGGCAUGCCACCGGCGUCGUUGCCCCAGCAGCAGGAGCCGCCGCCCUUGUCGCCCAUCAGCGAGACGCCGCCACCCACCGGGAUCAGGUCGAGGGCCAGCAGUUCCGGCACCAACACCAGGUCCGUCUCCGCCGCGGUGUCCGACGAGAGCGUGGCCGGCGACUCGGGCGUCUUCGAGGCGUCCAAUCGCAAAAGACUGUCCAUCUGCGACGUGGAUCCCUUGGCGUCCGGCGAGAUGAGCCUGGAAACGGCUCAGGUGCAGAUCAAGCUGAGGUAUUCAGUGAGCGACGGACUGCUUCACGUGGGCAUCGAGCGUGCGAGGAAUCUGGCCGCGCUUUUCAUACCCAAUAACGCGGAAGUAUACAUCAAAGCCGCAUUGCUACCGAUGCAACUGCCCGUCAAUCACAUGUGUUGCACGAAGCCGGUGGUGGACUUACGAAAACCGACCUUCGGCGAGACGUUUCCAAUCGCCGUGCCGCUCAAUAAACUGUACACGAAGACGCUGCAAGUGAAUGUCUGGUGUACAAGCAACGAAUCUGAGGAAUGCUUGGGUUCUGCGCAAGUCUCGUUGGCAGACUUCAGCCCAGAAUCUCCUAGCGUCAAAUGGUACAACAUACUCUCCUUCCGUUUCAUGCAACCGUCUGACAGUCCUAGCACUAGCAGCAGCAACAACAAUAACAACAACAACAACAACAACAACAUCAACGUGUCGACGAGCGUCAGGUCGCAAGCCAAGCACGACAAGCAGGAGUCAGAUAUCUCGGUGUAUAGGAACACGCAAAACGCGAAGGAGGAGAGCAGCGACGAGAGCACGAUCAUCAGUUCUCAGACGUCCACCUUGACGAGAAAUCAAGGGUGCGACGAAUUGCAGACCGCCGUGUCGCUGAGAUUGGAAGAGCUGGCCAAUUGUCUGGGCAGCCCAGAGGAGGAGGACGAGGGCGGAGGCAGCGGUAGCGGAAGCGGGAGCGGGGACAGCAACAACGAGGAAGACAUACCCGUGGACUUCAUGACGGAUGACAACGUCCUGGAAGACGUUUUGGAGCACGAGGAGGACGAGGAGUUGAACGACGAAACGAGGCAGACGGAGGACAAGGAAACGAACACCGAGUGCGUGUUCAUUCCGGAGCAGGGCAAGCAGAGGAAACUGUCCGCGGCCGGCGUCGCGCCCGGCGCCGUUCACGACGACAAGAACUCCAUUGUGAUCAAGAGGAGUCAGACGUUCUCGCCGAGCGCGGCCGUCAGUAAAAAUCACUAUAUUUGUCGGCUUAAUCGCAGCGACAGCGACAGCAGCAUGCCCCUUUAUCGCAAGGGCGGGCCUUUCCAACGGAACUCGGUGGAGAGACGUUCGCUGCGAUGGCGCCGGCCGUCCUCUGCCCUCAGCUGCAAAACCACCUCGAAGAAAUCGUCUCAUCUACCGCCCACAGCGAGGACAUCGUUGGACCUCGAAUUAGAUCUCCAGGCGCAACAUGCCAAACUGAAUAAUCUCCAGGACGAGCUGAUGAGGUUACGGGAACUGAAGCAACGGUUGGAGCAAGCGCGCGAGAAGGGCGAUGCCGAUCUGGCGACUUGGCUGUUGGAGGACCACAAGUUCCAAAGUCUCAUGGCGCAGGCUGAGAGCGGCAAGAACGGCAGGAGCGCCGAAGAGAAGAAAGUGGAUAAGAUGCUGAAGAAAACGUCCAAGGAGAUCUACAAGCUGAGGAAAACGAAGGUUGCGAAGGGAAAGCCCGAUAUAAUCUCCUUCAAGGAGAAAAUGGCCUUCUUCACGCGCGUGAAUUCGAACGUUCCUGUUCUGCCGCCCGAGGACUUCGGGCCGGACGGCAGUAUGUAUCCCACGACGGCACAGGCGCACAUGCACAGGAGGUACGCGUCGGAACCGGUCACUACUACCGCUCACAAUAGUUACGCUGGGAACUCGACGGCGCGGCCGAACAGCGUUCCCAGCGGCAGUCCCGCGUCGUCCUCGAAGAGUGUCACGAUGGACCGGAACCCGAGCGGUAUCGUCGUAUCGACGAACGCCGACGAGGACGUCUCGGCCGUCCACAACGCCACUGGCAAGUCUGUGUCCGCCAAGGGUCGACCGGCGACGACGGAGUCGAACGCCCCGAGUACGGAGAACGGCGAGGACGAGAGCGUCAAGUCCAUCGAGAAGAACAACGGUAACGGGGAGCCAAAGAGGUACGAGUACGUUGUCGAUCGGGUUUUGGGCGUGGAGGUGUGAGAACCGGAAGGGGAAGGAGGAUCGUCGAGUGGAAGUCGAUGGCUCGAAUCCGAGACUCGCGCGAACCCUGCGACGUCGGUAAACCACCGAGGAAAGAAACGGUCUCUUUCUCUCUCAGGCCGGCUCGAAGCCGGGAUGCACGCGAGAAGGAGGAACCGGUGUGCGAGAUCGCAGCGCGAUGUGGAACCAGCGGCUUCCUAAUUCUCAGUAUCAGGUGCCAUGGAUACGGAUUCUCACUUAGCACAUUUUUAUACCCUUCCUCCACCGAACGCGAUCGUUGCUUUAUUUGCGGCGCGUCUGUGCCAAUGCUGCGUGCUAUAGAAGCGGUCCUUCCACGGGCGUGACGUAUAGCGAGGCGAUGCGAGCGCAUUGUGUGUGUGUGUGUGUGUGUGUAUGUGUGUGUAUAUACAAUACGUUAUUGUGUGUUUAUAUAUAAUGUGUAUAUAUGUACGCAUGCAAUAACGCGAAUUAUUUAAAAAGGAAAACAGUGCACUACUCUCCAAUAUAGGUUAUUUAAUUUCUCAUUUUUUUUUCUCUCUUCAACCCGACUCGUCACGGGUUUCUGUUUCGCGAUUGCGCGAUUGUGCGCGCGAGAUUAUUGCGACUAUCGAGAGAUUAUCGUCGUUUCGUUUCCUCUGCGUGUGCGUCGGAGCACAUAAUGACCCCACCGAGCAGCUGGUCUGCAACUCGAAAAUUUAAUGAAAAGUGGUGAAUGGGGGAGGGGGGGGGGGAAGUUGCGCCGAAUUGAAGAGCUCAUUUCCAGAUCGAAAUCUAUAUUUUUUAUAAAAUUAUUUGCGUCUUGUGAAGCUUUUUUUUUUUCAAUGUGGACAUCUACUCGGCGACUUAUUAACGGAGUCUCCUCCGUCAUCUUUUAAGAAUAAAAGAUUUUGGGAAUAAGCGCUUCAAUUUCGUUCAGACCUGGGCGAUAUUGUCGUCUUAUUGAGUCGAGUAGAUAAAUAGCUUUAUCGCGUCUCGUCGUUUCUGCUGUAAAUUUAUUUCGGUACAAAUUAUUUUGCUGCAAAGUCUAUUUUCUAAUAUUUGCCGUUAUUACGGAUUUGUUCUGAUUUAAUAGUCAGUUUAUCAAUUUCUUCCCGGCUACAUAUGCAGGAAAAGAUAAACAUACACAUUAUCUAUCGAUGUCUAUAUCUAUAUUACAUUAUUCAUGUGAUGACCGUUCGUAAAAAGCUAUUUAUGACUCGUUCGGUAUAACGCAUUUGUUUGUUUCUUUUUUUGGCUCUGAACUCCUCAAGAAUGCAGCACAUCCAUGCGUUUUACAAGUGUCCUUCAUAUUUCGCAUCGAUUUCGGCGACGCGAAUCGUUCAACAUAACGUGCCUUAUUAUUGAUGAAUUCAUCGCGUGGAAGAAACGCCGCAAGUACGUAGGAUAUCAUGUGUAUAUUGGAGGUACACUGAUAUAUUGACACUUGCGUGUUGAAACAAUGGGGAUACUUUGUCAACCGUCGAGGGGGGUGGUUUUGUGACAAAAGUAGUAAAAUAUGACGUUUCUCGUAAGAAAAUGUGAUUCUAAAUUACCGACGGUAAUAUUUAUAUUGGGCUAUAAAUUCUAUCUAACGAGAACAUAUUGUUUUAUACACAAAUUGUCAAACUACUUAAAAUUAUUUCCGAGUAUUCAAUUAAAAUAGCGAUGUAGAUUUCUAACUACUUUUCUCACUACUUUCAUACUCAAAAGAUGAAACAAGAAGACUUCCUCGUCGGUUGUACACGCUGUGCCUUGCGUACCUUACUAUUAUAAUUACUUAAACGAUUUUCGACAUUAUGCGCAUAUUUAUAUGGCUGAAAAUCGUACGAGUAACUCUGAUUAUAAUGAUAAGGCGUGCAUGACGCAAUGAAUGUUCGUUUGCAGAGCGGUUUGAACAUUUUUGUUCGAUGUGUUACGUAAAAUGAGAACUUAUCAUAUGCCUCGAUAGAAGAAUCGCCGAAGCAUUGAUUGCGCUAUGAUGAUUCGCCAUAUUGCGCUGCUUUGUUGAAACAUUACUUAAAAAUUGAUUGCGUAGUAUUUUAUCAGUAUUUAAUAAACCAAAAAAAUCAGUAUUUUCACCCCCUUUUUUUUAAUAUACUCACAUAAUUACAGCAUUACAAAUUCCAUGCGAGAUUCCGUCAUACAAUUUCGUAAAUAUUUUUCUAUUAUCCUAAGAAUUACUUAAAAAAAAAAGCUCCUAUCGAGUGUCGGCUGUAUUCUGAAUUGCGUCGAGGAAAACGUGUUUUCGUUCUGCAAACAAAUUCUAUUAUCACGAUUCUCCGAAAACCCUUCGGCAUCGUGCCGUACAUCGCAAUUCUCUGAUGUACACAAGACACGUGUAACGAAGCGUUUUGGCGAAAGCGCAACAACAAACAACCCGAAAAUACUCAUCGCCAUUUCCCAUAAGUAAGCGACGACGACGUUGUGACAUGAUAAUACAAAGUAAUCACAGCUGUUUUUUUUUUUUUUUAAGUUCAAGGUGCGGGCGCACCUUUGAUGCUAAUGUAACACGGUGGAGAAAUUACUCCUUUCUAAAGAUAGAUUGUCUUGGUUGUAGUCUCGGUGAAUUACUAUUCCAUUAGAAUGUUGUUUCUUCGGUUUUCCCCUCUCUCAUUAAUGCAACUCGAUGAAAAAGAGAACAGGAUUUAGAUUGACCAUGGCUGGUACUGAUUAGUCUCGUUUGCUGUGCAAUUGACCUUAAAAAGUGAAUCCUGAAGGUGUUGUUCCGCUCGAGAAACAGAUCGUUCGUUGACCGCGACAGGUAAAAAAAUAUAAAUCAUGUCCAACUCGUCGGAAAAAGAGAAAGAUAAGAUUUCGAGAAUUAAGAUCGACAUCGUCUUUAACACUGGAACGGCCGUCAUCUUAUUGACGGUUCUUUUAAACAAACCAUUUUUCGGGCGGUCAAAGAUCUAACGAUUAAAAGCUUUAUUAUCAAUUAAAAGCUUUAUUAUCAAUGCACCCUAACCAAAUUUGAUGAUGCCUAUAUGGUGUGAGAGGCGGACGGGGGUUUAUUGCUUGAUUUGGAAUAUGAAUUUUCUAUUUAUUUAUUUAUUUAUUUUUUUAUUGCGUUUUUAUAUCCGAAGUGAGCUCGGCCGUUCUAAUGUUAAUAUAAUAAAGAAAAGAAAUGUUAAGAUCGUUAUUAGUGUCGCUGAUAACUUCAUAAGAGGUAUCACCAAGAUAACGGAUGCCAUAUUAUGUGUAUAUCGAGGAGUAAACGGUAAAUUUUUAAAGUUGGGGAAGGUGGGGGUUAGCGAAAAAAAUAUUGAAAAGAUUUGUACAUACUUUUGUACAUACGCAUCUCAACGAAUAUAUAUUUACGCGUUUAUAUAUAAUUAUAUAAGUAAUACAAAGAAUGAGCUCAUUCUUCGUAUUAUUUACAGAUGUAUUUUUAUCGGUGAAACGUGCGUUCGAUUUUACAGAGCGUCUCGUAAACCUGCAUCGUUCGUAGAACGAUUACAAAGUUGAAGAGCGAAGAAAUAAGUAUAUUGCGUGUGUGUGUGUGUCGCGCGCGCGCGUGCGACUGAGUAUGUGUGUAAGCCGAUAUCAAUAUAUGUAAUUGUUUUCUCACCCAAGUGCCGGAUCUAUUACGCUCAUGUAUUUAAUUAAUGUUACAAAAUAUUGUAUUAUUUACUACCGCAUAGCGCCUUUCUGUAUCAAAGUAGGUAUAUAAUGAUAACAUCGAUAACGGGGAUGGCGUUUAAUAGUACCGCUAAGAAAUGCUAGACGAUAAACGAUAAUUUCGUAAAAAGACGUAUUUCACGCAAAAAAAAAACAUACACGUAUACACACCAUUACACGAGACACGCAGGCCCCACAGGUACAACUACAAUCACAGUUUGAUUUGUAAGUAACGGUUCGUAUGGUAACGAUUAAAAGGACAAAAUAUAAUAUCCUCUUGCCACGUUCGUUUGUGUGUGCUAUACGUUCCCCUCUACUACUAUAAUAAGAAUUCUGAACGAAGUGAUUUUAAAUAACAUCAGUUUUAUCAACAUCGAAAUUUCCAAACGAAAAAGUCGCGCUAGCAUGCACACAAGUUUCUCGGAUUUAUCGGAGUUACAGUAAGAAAAGCAUGAAAGAAUUAAUUCUUGAAUUAUAAUAAGAUACAACAGGAUGUGAAUCAAAUAAAAUUGCUCUUAUGUCGUAAGCAAUA